Messenger RNA from Saccostrea echinata, 1779 nucleotides. Its product is annotated as allantoinase, mitochondrial-like. Bases 7 to 1380 code for a protein of 457 amino acids. Gene Ontology annotation, molecular function: allantoinase activity; cobalt ion binding; zinc ion binding. The transcript is spliced from 10 exons. NCBI's taxonomy places the organism in Eukaryota, Metazoa, Mollusca, Bivalvia, Ostreida, Ostreidae. Gene Ontology annotation, cellular component: cytoplasm. The record is from RefSeq and is a predicted model, not a curated record. Gene Ontology annotation, biological process: purine nucleobase catabolic process; allantoin catabolic process.
GUUUAGAUGGCAUCAUCAAAGAAAGCGUUUUUCAGCAAGAGGGUCUUGGUGGAUGAUGAGAUCAAACCUGCAUGUAUAGAGGUUCAGAACGGACAGGUAUGCAGGGUCCUUACCGCGGGAUUCGAUGCGAAGGAUUACAGCGAGGUGCAGGAUGUUGGGAAUUUGCUGAUAAUGCCUGGGAUUGUGGACGCUCAUGUCCAUGUGAAUGAGCCUGGGAGGACAAGAUGGGAGGGUUACACGACUGCUACAAGAGCUGCAGCGGCAGGGGGAAUAACUACCAUUGUUGACAUGCCACUGAAUUCCAUUCCAUCAACAACCACACUGGAUGCCUUCAGAAUAAAAAUGGAUGCAGCCAAAAACCAGUGUUUUGUAGAUGUAGCAUUCUGGGGAGGGAUAGUUCCAGGAAAUUCAAAAGAACUGAAGCCCAUGUUAAAUGCAGGCGUGGUAGGCUUUAAAUGUUUCCUUAUACACAGUGGAGUGGAUGAUUUUCCACAUGUGGAGCGAGCCGACCUAGAAACUGCACUUCAAACACUUCAAGGCACUGAUGCCACAGUGUUGUUUCAUGCAGAGAUGGACUGUGCAUGUAAUGGAACAAAAGGAAACCCUGAGGAGUAUAAAACGUUUCUAGAAUCCAGACCAGCAAUCAUGGAAGAGAAAGCCAUAGAUCUUGUGUGUGAAAUGUGCCUGAAAUACAAAGUGAAAUGUCAUAUAGUCCACCUGUCUGCUGCCUCAGCUCUGCCCACCAUUAUAGCUGCAAAGCAGAAGGGGGCCCCUCUGACGGUGGAGACAUGUCACCAUUACUUGUCACUGAAUGCAGAGACUGUUCCCAAUGGCAACACUUUGUACAAGUGUUGUCCACCAAUCAGGGAAAAGAAAAACCAGGAUCUUCUGUGGGAUGGUCUUAAGAGGGGCUACAUAGACAUGGUGGUGUCUGACCACUCCCCCUGCACACCAGACCUCAAACUUCUGGACAAGGGGGACUUUAUGGAAGCCUGGGGAGGGGUUGCUUCUGUACAGUUUGGACUGUCUCUCUUCUGGACAAAUUGUCGUAACUAUGGAAUGACGUUGUUUGACAUGGUGAAAUUGAUGUGUGAGAAUACAGCGAAAGUGGCCAGCCUAAGUAACAGAAAAGGUGCCAUCAAGCCAGGAUUUGAUGCUGACUUUGUUAUCUGGGACCCUGAUGCUCCAUUCAAGGUCACAGAAGACAAAAUUUACUACAAAAACAAGGUCUCUCCAUAUAUGGGCAGAACACUUCAGGGACGUGUGUACCAAACUGUUGUCCGUGGCAACACAGUGUUUGAAGACAGAGCUGGCUUGACUAGUUCUCCACAGGGAGGUUUUCUCUUGAAGGACCAGCAAGAUGAAAAGUCAAAGUUGUGAUGUGCAUAUCAGUUCUUUUCUCAGCCUUAAUAUAUGACCUGUGAUAUUCUUUAUGAUAUAAAUAUGGAGGCAUUGUAGGUUUUAAUAUUUCUAUAACAUUCCUCAAAACCCACAUUCCAAAAACUUGUUCGAAAAUUGCAAAUUUCAUGUUUUAAGAAUAUGUGUAUUAUUCAUAUGUACAUUUUUUCAGUGUUGCUAAAGGUUUGCAUUCAGCUAGUAUUUGUUAUUAAGAUUCUUUUCUACUGACUAUUUUAAAAGAUAUACAGGUACAAUGCACUAAAAGAUAUACAGGUACAAUGCACUAAAGUGCCUUGUUCAGUUUAUUUCUAACAGUAUUAUACAAAUAAUGUUGGGACGUUAUCUAAUAAUCAAAUACCAUAAAAUUUAAGAGAAGAUGAA